AGUCAUGUCACAACAUGGCGGAAGAUCGUCCCAUGGUCAUGGAAAACGAGGAAAACAAGAUCCUGAGAAGGGAAAUGUGGAAUUAGGAGAAGAUGAAGAAGAAGAAGAAGAUCCCUUUGAUACUAGGAUAAAAAAAUCAGGAUGUUCAGACCUUCACUAUGCUCUGAUGGAUUGUAUGGAUGUAAAUAAAGACUGGAGAAAGUGCCAAGAUCACGUUAAAGCUUUCAAGGCAUGCAUUGAUAAACAGAACAAACAGAAAAAGCCCUAGUUGGUGAAAAGGGAUGAGCUGACAACCGAUCCAAACUCUAAAAACCUGUAAGCAAUGACUGUGACUCUUAAGAGGUUACAAUGAAGAAGAAUGUGUGAAAAUGUUGCAGCCAAGAAGGGACUCAUUGGAACACUUGCCACUUUGUUAGAGAAAAUGCUCUCUUGCUUCUACAGUAAAACUGCCAUAGAUUGCAUUUCUUUGAGAAUGAUGCAAUUGUCUGGUAAAAGUUAGAGAGAAAGUAAUUGUGCUGUAAAUGGUGCAAUUGUCCACAAAAAUUCUUGAUGGCAGGUCAACAAUCUCUCGGUUUUUCCUUUUUAUGGGUAGAAUUGCUGUCCUAUUCAAGAAGAGUCAACAGAUGUAUCACAGAAAUUAAAAAUUUGAAAGAAGA
Messenger RNA from Stylophora pistillata, 656 nucleotides. RefSeq lists its product as uncharacterized. Gene Ontology annotation, cellular component: mitochondrial intermembrane space. Lineage: Eukaryota; Metazoa; Cnidaria; Anthozoa; Scleractinia; Pocilloporidae. The record is from RefSeq and is a predicted model, not a curated record. Gene Ontology annotation, biological process: mitochondrial respiratory chain complex IV assembly.